GUUUGACCUUGAUCAAGUGAGCUGCUCUGAGCCUCCGUUUCCUCAUCUCUAAAAAGCAGAGGCUUCCCCUCCUCUUCUCGAAGAUGGAAAAGAUGCUGGUGGGCUGCUUUCUGUUGGUGCUCGGACAGACCUUUCUUCUCCUCCCCGCUGAGGCCAGGGAGCGGCCCCCCUCAAGGUCCAUCUCCAGAGGGAGACACGCUCGGACCCACCCCCAGACGGCCCUCCUGGAGAGCUCCUGUGAGAAUAAGCGGGCAGACUUGGUCUUCAUUAUUGACAGCUCCCGCAGCGUCAACACCCAUGACUAUGCCAAGGUCAAGGAGUUCAUUGUGGACAUCUUGCAGUUCUUGGACAUUGGCCCUGAUGUCACCCGGGUGGGCCUCUUGCAGUAUGGCAGCACUGUCAAGAAUGAGUUCUCCCUCAAGACCUUCAAGAGGAAGUCCGAAGUGGAGCGUGCCGUCAAGAGGAUGAGGCACCUGUCCACUGGCACCAUGACGGGGCUGGCCAUCCAGUAUGCCCUGAACAUUGCGUUCUCGGAAGCAGAGGGGGCCCGGCCCCUGAGGGAGAAUGUGCUGCGGGUCAUAAUGAUCGUGACCGAUGGGAGGCCACAGGACUCCGUGGCUGAAGUGGCUGCAAAGGCACGGGACACGGGCAUCCUGAUCUUUGCCAUCGGUGUGGGCCAGGUGGACCUCAAUACACUGAAGGCCAUCGGGAGUGAGCCCCAUGAGGACCACGUCUUUCUGGUGGCCAACUUCAGCCAGAUAGAGUCACUGACCUCCGUGUUCCAGAACAAGCUGUGCACGGUCCACAUGUGCAGCAUCCUGGAGCAUCGCUGUGCCCAUUUCUGCAUCAAUACCCCCGGUUCGUACGUCUGCAGGUGCAAACAAGGGUACAUCCUCAACUCAGAUCAGAAGACUUGCAGAAUCCAGGAUCUGUGUGCUGCGGAGGACCACGGCUGUGAGCAGCUCUGUGUGAAUGUUCUGGGCUCCUUCGUCUGCCAGUGCUACAGUGGUUUCAUGCUGGCCGAGGACGGGAAAAGAUGUGUGGCUGUGGACUACUGUGCCUCAGAGAACCACAGGUGCGAACACGAGUGUGUGAAUGCGGACGGCUCCUACUUUUGCCGGUGCCCUAAGGGAUUUGCUCUUAACCCAGAUGGAAAAACCUGCACAAAGAUAGACUACUGUGCCUCGUCUCGUCAUGGAUGCCAGCACGAGUGUGUUAACACGGAUGAGUCCUAUUUCUGCCGCUGCCUAAAAGGUUUUAUCCUCAAUCCAGACAAGAAGACCUGCAGAAGGAUCAACUACUGUGCCCUGAACAAACCAGGCUGUGAGCACGAAUGCAUCAACACGGAGGAAGGCUACUACUGUCGCUGCCGCCGGGGCUACACCCUGGACCCCAAUGGCAAGACUUGCAGCCGAGUGGAUCACUGUGCACAGCAGGAGCAUGGCUGUGAGCAACUGUGUCUGAACACGGAGGAUUCCUACGUCUGCCAGUGCUCGGAAGGCUUCCUCAUCAACGAGGACCUCAAGACCUGCUCUAGGGCGGAUUAUUGCUUGCUGAGCGACCACGGUUGUGAAUACGCCUGCGUCAACACAGACCGGUCCUUUGCUUGUCAGUGUCCCGAGGGACAUGCGCUCCGAGGGGACGGGAAGACCUGUGCCAAAUUGGACUCCUGUGCCUUGGGGGACCACGGCUGUGAACAUUCGUGUGUAAGCAAUGAAGACUCUUUCGUGUGCCAGUGCUUUGAAGGGUAUAUACUCCGUGAAGAUGGGAAAACCUGCAGAAGGAAAGAUGUCUGCCAAGCAGUAGACCAUGGCUGUGAGCACAUUUGUGUGAACAGUAAUGAGUCGUACUUCUGCAAGUGCCGGGAAGGAUUCCGGCUUGCCGAGGAUGGGAAGCACUGCCGAAGGAAGGAUAUCUGCAAGUCGACCUACCAUGGCUGCGAACACAUUUGUGUUAAUCGUGGCCACUCCUACAUCUGCAAAUGCUCAGAGGGAUUUGUUCUAGCUGAGGAUGGAAGACGGUGCAAGAGAUGCACUGAAGGCCCGAUCGACCUGGUCUUUGUGAUCGAUGGAUCCAAGAGCCUUGGAGAAGAGAAUUUUGAGAUUGUGAAGCAGUUUGUCACCGGCAUCAUAGAUUCCCUGGCGGUGUCCCCGAAAGCCGCGCGAGUGGGGCUGCUCCAGUAUUCCACGCAGGUCCGCACAGAGUUUACCCUGAGGAACUUCAGCUCGGCCAAGGACAUGAAGAAAGCCGUGGCCCACAUGAAGUACAUGGGCAAGGGCUCCAUGACGGGGCUGGCUCUGAAACACAUGUUUGAGAGAAGUUUUACCCAAGUGGAAGGGGCCAGACCUCUCUCCACACGGGUGCCCAGAGUGGCCAUCGUGUUCACGGAUGGACGGGCUCAGGAUGACGUCUCAGAGUGGGCCAGUAAAGCCCAGGCCAACGGCAUAACUAUGUAUGCUGUUGGGGUAGGAAAAGCCAUUGAGGAAGAACUACAAGAGAUUGCCUCUGAGCCCACGGACAAGCAUCUCUUCUAUGCCGAAGAUUUCAGCACGAUGGGAGAGAUAAGCCAAAAACUAAAGAAGGGCAUAUGUGAAGCUCUCGAAGACUCUGAUGGAAGUCAGGACUCCCCUGCAGAGGAACUGCCAAAGAGGGUCCAUGAGCCAACAGAAUCUGAGCCAGUCACCAUAAAUAUCCGAGACCUACUUUCCUGUUCUAAUUUUGCAGUGCAACAUCGAUAUCUGUUUGAAGAAGACAGUGUUUCACAGUCCACACAAAAACUUUUCCAUUCAACAAAAUCUCCAGGAAGUCCUUUGGGAGAAAAACACGAUCAAUGCAAAUGUGAAAACCUUAUCAUGUUCCAGAACCUUGCAAAUGAAGAAGUGAGAAAGUUAACACAGCGCUUAGAAGAAAUGACACAAAGGAUGGAAGCCCUGGAAAACCGCCUGAGAUACAGAUGAAGAUAUGAAAUGCGCUAUGUAUUUGUAUGUCAUUGUAUCAAAUGUUACAAUGAAAGCAGCUUGAGCCCCAAAGCUCAGGCUAUUGAGUCUAAAAAGUUGUAAAGUAAAACAGGACUAGUACUUAGAAAGCUGGUUUGCUAUAGAACACAAAGGCAAAGGUACAACACUAACUUGUAUAAAUUUGAGAAAAAGUCCUUCAGAACCCUAAAAUGAGAUUAUCAAGUGAGAAUAAAUAAGCUAUGCAAGCUAUUCUGUAACAUACUGUGGACAUGAUUUGCUUUUUACCUUAUCCUGCCUUAGUGUUGUGAUCUCAUUUGACUAAAUUAGUUUGCGGUCUUACUUCUGUAGAACACUGGCCAUAGGAAGACUAUUUUUUUGUAUUGGACUUUUAUCUUGAUAUAUGUAUAUGGAUGUAUGCAUAAAUUCAUAAAACAUAUGUACUUGAAUAAGUUGGAUUUUUUUAAUACAGUAUUAAAAUUCA
Enhydra lutris kenyoni (northern sea otter) is the source of this 3438-nucleotide messenger RNA. RefSeq names its product matrilin 2. Gene Ontology annotation, molecular function: calcium ion binding. Bases 84 to 2957 code for a protein of 957 amino acids. The record is from RefSeq and is a predicted model, not a curated record. Lineage: Eukaryota; Metazoa; Chordata; Mammalia; Carnivora; Mustelidae. The transcript is spliced from 19 exons.